UCUUUUUUAAAAAAAAAAAAAAAAAAAAAAAAAAAAAAAAAAAAAGAAGAUCGAUCCCCAACAUGGGUGGGAGAUCGAUCCCAUUUUCUUGGCAGAGAGCAACAAAAAAAUAGGCCAAGUGAAUUGAUCCCCCGUCCACGUGGAUCGAUCCCAUUUUACUUGUAUUUCCCCCUUCUCAUUAAACAGUGAAGGGGACAUUUUUUGCCUAAAAUUGUCGAUCCCCCAUCAAAGCAGAUCGAUCGCCCCUUAGCCCUUGAAACCACGAAUACAUUCCUCUUCUCUGUUCCUUGAAAUUUCUAUUCCUCCCCAUAAAUUUCUUCACCCAAUUUUCUUCCUGGCGUUCGAGUGGAAUACGAACCGAAAUCUCCCGUUGUUCUCUUGUUUUCUUCAACUCGUCGCAUAUGUUCGCUGUUCUUCGUCGAAUCUGGGUCGUUCUUCGGCGAUCAAGGCUGUUUCGGCCUUUAUUUUUUCGACGUUGCGAUCUCGGCUAGGACGCUGUUCUUUUCUGAUCGCGUCUGUUCUGUUCUUCUUUGGUCGCACCAUCUGAUCGCCUUUCCGGCGAUCAAAUUUGUUCGUAUUCCGGCGUCGGAUAUGGGUCACGGCUGCUUCAUAUUCCGGCAAUUUUGACUAGGCUUGUGCAGCGAUUCGCGGCUGGUUCUUCUCACAUCGCAACUGGAUUGCGGGUCUUUCCGGCCAGAAUGCGAAACGUCGUUCUCCAGCGAUUUUAGCUGGAUUUCGACUGGUUCUGUUUCAGAUCUCGGUUGGGUGCGAUUGGGGAAGUUGGGUUGCCGAUUUGGUAGGUUGUAGGUCUGAAAAAAAUUCCGGCGCCGUUUGUUUCGCCUUUUAUUUUCCAGCGCUGGCUGGGUUCUCUGUCGCGGCAGCUCUUUCCGGCCAUUCCGGCUGGGCUUAAAUUCCGGCGCUAUUUGAGACUCGCCCUUUAUUUUUCCGGUGUUGUAACUGGCUGUUCCCUCCAGCGAUUUUGGCUGGAUUUUGAUUUGGUUUCUUCAACGAUUCUAGCGGCUUUUGACUGGGUUUUCUCCGGCGAGUAUGUGGACGUUUCAAACCCUCUAAAGAAACUCCCAAAGCUAUGUGGCGCAACACACGUCUGGAUUUUGAGACUACCUUCGACAUUGAAGGUACGUUUCGCCACAAUGACACGACUGAAUGGGCAGUGUUAGAAUUUGAAAUGAGGCAUUUGUCCUGCCUUUUUAGACCAGUUACAGAGGUUGCCUAUCCAAGUAUUAUGCGCCUGUUUUAUCAGAAUAUGGAAUGGUUUAGUGAUGCGCCGGACAUAUUAGCUACAACCAUUGAUGGUGUCCGAAUUCACUUUGGUGUCUUGGACAUAGCCCAGGCAUUGGGGUGUCCACAUUUGUGCCCCACUGACUUGCUAGCAGAGAAUGGGGAGCUACGUUUUGGCAAAUUCUCGAAAAAACCUACUGUGCAUUAAAUUGUUAAAGAUAUGUGUGACGGGAAGUAUGGUGACAAGAAGAAGAAGAAUUGUGCCAGCAAGUCCUCACUACCUAAGGAUAUGUGGUUUUUCGAUCAGGUUCUGAAACGGAAUGUUUUUCCAAUAGGUCAUAAGGUACAGCGGGGAUAAGAGUUCUUAAUAGCGUUAUAUGCUACCCACACUGGAGCAUGGUUUUCUGUUCCAGCUUUUGUCUUUAACCAAAUGCAUAAAUAUUGGAAGCAUUUAGUGGUGAGUGGGGAUCCGAAUGCGAAAAAAUGGAAACUUCCGUUUCCGUAUCUUAUUACCCAGCUCCUUGUCCUUCGGCGCUUCGUGGUUGAUAAUGAUGAGAUCUCUGAGGCUCCACGGGUGACUUUUAGGCUAGCACAGUGGAACUUAAGCCUUUCUCAUAUGCCUAGUGCCAAGAAGGAAGGUGAUGGCAUGGUAGCAGGUGCUAGAGAGGACGUGAAUGCCCUGGUUGAGGACGUCGUUGGGAGGUCUGAGGAGCAGAUUGCUGAUGGUGCUACUUAUGAGAUAGCACAGGCUGUGUCACCACAUGCAGAGGAGUCUGCAGGGGUGACUAGGGCAGAGUUCAAUGCCAUUAUGGGGCAGUUGAGGACCGAGUUAGCUGAAUCUCGAGAGCAGCAUCGAGUCGAGCAUGUUGAGCUUAUACAGCAGCACACCACUACCCAGCGCAUGCUACGAGAUCUAUAUGAGAUUGUUUCAUCGAGUCUCCCACGCACUUCCACAUUACCACCUGAUGCAUGAUUUCUUUUGUCUAUUUUAUGCUGUUCAGAUAUUUCUAUUUUAGGUGGAUGGGAUUUUAUGUGGCUAUAGCCAGAUUUUUGUGAUUUAGAGCUGGCUAUUUUGAGAACUUGUAAUUCUAGGUUUUGAUGAUAUAUUUUGGUUUAAUUCAUCCAUAUACAUAUAUGAUUGUUUUUGGCUUUGUUAUUCAUAUUCAUUUAAAAAAAAAAAAAACAAAACAAAAAAAAAACAAAACAAUAAUAAAUAAAUAAAAUAAAAAAAAACAUAAAAAAAUAAAAAUUGCAAAGUAUCAUUCCGUCUUGCUAAAGACGUUAAACUUAGCCCAUUUUUCUUAUUUUUGUUUAUUUACUUUAUUUUGUUGGUUGUAUAUACAUGUUCUUUUCCUUUGUUUCUUUAAAAAAAAAAAAAAAUGUGUUACCAGUAUGCCCUUAUGCUUGGUUAUGACUAUUUUUAUCUUUUAUCAAGGGCAUUCAUCUCAUAUUUCUUUGCCUCUUAUUAUAUAUUGUUUUGAACUGUAUGCAUUGCUUAUUUCAUAUGUAUUUGAUGUGAGUUUGCUAGUAUGGUUAUACAGCUAGGUUUUUGCAUCCAAGUUUGGGGGAGACAUCUUUCCUACUGGAUCAUUGCCGGACUUCAUAGUCUUUGCCAUUACGGUAUACUCUUUCCAUCAUUUUUCAUUGUUCUCAUUGCAUAUUGAGGACAAUGUACAGUUUAAGUUUGGGGGUAAGGUCAUCAUGAUUCAUUCUAUUUAAGUUAAGCUUUAAAUGCAUGAUGAGAUUUGAGAUGUGUUUGGCAAUGAUUUUGAACUUUUGAAACAUAGUGCCAUUGGAAAGCAAGUUGUUAGAGUCUAAUACUUCUUGUAUGCUCUAGGAUGCCAUUUAGGGGAAAAUUUUAAUUUUUGACAUCAUGUUUGUUUUUGUGGUACACAUCAUCUUGUUGGUUGAAAAUGCUUUAAAAGUUGAUUCUAGAAUUCUACACUUGUACUUGCGCACACUAGCAUUCAAUUUGUGUGGUACAUGCUUAGUUGAUUAUUGUCUUGGUUUAUCCCAAUUGAGCUAGUAUGCUUUGAAAGCUUUCAUUCUUGAUAAAAUGACCUUGCAAAGAAAAGAAAUAAAAGCACUCACCAAAAGUGAGGAAUAAAAAAUAAAAAAUAAAAAAUAAAAAAACUGCAUUCUUUCAACAUGUCAACUGAUUAAAAAGGAAAACAAGGGAAGAAUGUAAGAUGUAUGAUUAGUUUGAGUUCGUAACCUAACCAUUCCGAGUCAUUACACCCUUAGGAGUGUCUUUACACUUAACGCCCUAAGACCAUCUAGUUUGGAAGUCGUUGGCUCAACGUUUGUUACAUGGGGUGAUUAGAGAGCGUAAGGAACUUGGACAUUGCACAUGGUCAUACAUAAAAUAAAAAUAAUAAAUAAAUGAAAUCAAUAAAAAAAAAGUAUGUUUGAUUGAAUAACAAGGUUCAUUCAAUGUCUUGAGGAUUGGUACUAUAUCUGUAUGCUAGUUUGAGGGUAAGGCUACGCCAUUACUUUGAUUUGCUAGGAUAGCAACACAUUUUGAUGCUGGUUCACUCAAAAAAAAUGAUAGAAUUGAUUCAAUUUGCAUGAUUAAUUGCUUGAUGUGUGGAGGACCAUUCUUGCUUACAUGAUGUUGAAAUAUUGAGAAUAGCUUAGAAAUGGCAGAAUUUGUAUACUUGAGGUAGUCUACUUUCAACACUUGUUUAAUAUAUGUCGUUGCUUCUCAAGUAAGAAAGAGCUUUUGAUGUUUGUGGGUACCAUUUCUGAAAACCCUCACGAGACUUCACUCGUCCACUAGGGGUAACCUAGGGGUUUAAAAGGCUUGUUACAUAUGCUAAAUACAACUGUGAUCCCUACGAAAGUGGUGUUAUCUUUAUUUGUUUUAUUAGUUCAUAGUUCUAUAUAUGUUUAUUUCAUUUUCAUGCUAUAGUUCAUUGCUAGGGACUAGCAAUAUCUAAGUUUGGGGGAGUGAUAA
Cornus florida is the source of this 4195-nucleotide messenger RNA. RefSeq lists its product as uncharacterized. The record is from RefSeq and is a predicted model, not a curated record. Bases 1670 to 2212 code for a protein of 180 amino acids. NCBI's taxonomy places the organism in Eukaryota, Viridiplantae, Streptophyta, Magnoliopsida, Cornales, Cornaceae. The transcript is spliced from 2 exons.